Messenger RNA from Strigops habroptila (Kakapo), 4766 nucleotides. RefSeq names its product centrosomal protein 78 (gene CEP78). The transcript is spliced from 17 exons. Gene Ontology annotation, molecular function: protein binding. NCBI's taxonomy places the organism in Eukaryota, Metazoa, Chordata, Aves, Psittaciformes, Psittacidae. Gene Ontology annotation, cellular component: centrosome. The record is from RefSeq and is a predicted model, not a curated record. Bases 2104 to 4440 code for a protein of 778 amino acids.
AUUGGGGGAGCAACUGCCGCGGCCCCUGCUCCCCGGGGCGCUCCUCACGUCCCUGCGGGGGACGGCGGGUAGCGCGGUCCCCCGUUCAUGGUGGUUUAGUGGUGUGCUGUGUUGGGGAAGCGGAGCACUGAAGUAGUUAUGGCAAUACUGAGUGGGUGAAACAUAAAACCCCUUGUUGUACCGCAGUUGUAACCAGAGUUGGUUAUCUGUGUAUGUUAAGUGGAUGCUGUGUUACAUAUUUAAAUAAGGUGGCCCAACAGGUCAAAUAAAGUGUGAUUAGCCCCAGCAGACUGCUAGGCCAUGCUGGAGAAAGUGCAUCAGCAGAGAGUAGUGUGUAGUUCAGCUUCCUCUGUGUGUGUCUCACAGUUUGAGACGUCGGGCAUGGUCGCUGUUUCUGUGGUCAGUGGCCUUGUCUGGAAUUGUUUUGGCCCCCCUCUAUAAAUUUUCGCAGCUGUUUUUUGAAUCGCUAUAAACUCACAGCUUCCUAAAAAACUCUCGGCAUGGAACUGGAUUUCUCAGUGUUAACUGUGUGUUUUAUUUUGUUACUUUUAAUUUGUCACCAGCUAGUAUCAUCUGAUGCCAUCUUGCUUCCGUACUGAAAGAGGUAGUUAGCAGUUGUCCCCUGUGCACAUUCUCAGAGCCAGUCGAGGUACUCUACAGUUGUGUCAGGUCACUAACUUCGAUGCAGAAGAGUUCUAGUUUACAUACUUGUUUCUUAGUUGAGCGUUAAUGAGUGUCUGAUUUUUUUGGCCCUUUCCUUUCUACCUGCAAGUGGGUUAAAUUCCAGGGCUAGGGCCAGGAGCUCCUUUCUUUGCUUCAGUUACAGGUGUGGUGUUCAGGUGUUGCUUUGAAAACCACCGUUAAAGAAUAUUGCAUAAGCUCUGGAGGUAAAAGGCUAAUAUGUUGUGCAUUGAUACAUCACCUGAAAUCAGUAGCGCAUUACAAUUGAUGGUCGUAUUGUAAUUUAGUCAUUUGUUCCUGUUGACAGGGUGGUGAUUAAGUAGUGCUGUAAAUCAGAGCUAAAAUGAAAGAAACAAAAGGGCAUAGAGGAACUAUUGUUAGAGUUUCUAUUACUAUUACAAGUUCAGUCAUCCAAAUACUAAUAAUGUGAUUAUUUGUUUUCUAAAUUAUAUCCUUACAAAUGGCUUUCCUCACGUGCUUGUACCUACCCAGUAAUUCUUGUCCCAUGUUGACCUAUAGAGUGUUUCAGAAGGCUGUGUCUGAAGCUUUCUAGUCCUCAACAAUAUGAGAAAAUGAUUGUUCUGUGAAAAAUAUUUGCUGUCCCAUGUGGGAUACUUAAUGCUGUCUUGAGAAAUGAAUACACAGAUAACUAAAUGGGUCUUCUAAAUAUGGUGACAAAUAUUAAUUCCUUUUGAGACUGUGGAAUUAGUUAAUAGCUGUGCAAUAUUCAGAAAUUCUACUUAGGAGUUAGUACUGUUUUGCUACAUGGGUGCUCACGUAUAAGAAAAACUAAUGCCUGAAAACCGCUUUCCUAGAUUUACUGGGGUAAGUAUAUAGGGUAUGCAACAGUAAAAAUAUUUAGGAGAACACAUGUUUUAUUCUGUUUUAUGAUAAUUUAGACUUUUGGUUGAAGUAGCAGAGAAACCCACUAGUUCUCUGUGGAAGAGUCAUUUGUGUUCCUUGACGCUGGGUCAGGGAGUGUCAGAGGUGUUCAGGAGUCUGUAGACUGACACUACAAAAUUAAAUUUGAAGAGGAAAACAAGAACUUCAAAGCAGUUAGUGCCUGAACAUUAGGCCUUUUGUGUUUUGGCUACACCUAUUUGUAUGGGAGAAUAAAAAUGCAGGUUUGGUUGCUGUUUUCAUAGAAUCACAGAAUGGUUUGGGUUGGAAAGGACCUUAAAGAUUAUCUAGUUCCAAUCCCCUGUGAUAGGAAGGUCGCCUCACAUUUGGCCAGGUUGUAAAUCUCUCUCCGGAUUUCUUGUAGGCCCCCUUUAGGUACUGGAAGACUGUUACAAGAUCUGUCUGGAGCCUUAUCUUCUCCAGGCUGAAAUUUUAAAAUCAAACCCCUAGAGCAGCAGAGUGUGUUUUUCACUGGCACAGGAGCGUGCUGCACUGAAGAGAGACGUUUAUGACAUAGGAGAAAUGAUCGAGUCAGUCAAAGUAAGAAGACAGUGCAUGCUGGAUUUCUACUCACAUUAUGAACAUCUUUGUGCUCUUCAAGGCUCUGUCCCACUGAAAGCUGUGAAGGCUAACCUGAGUCAGGGUGCUCUUGAUCUGAUUGUAGAUCGCAUCAAAGCUGCUGAUUGGACACCACUUCUCAAUGCUAUCAGGCAUAAUAAGACUCUGACUUCUAUUGGAAUAAGAACUUUUCAUCAACAGGGUCUUGAAGAAUCAGGUGUUGAAAGAUACAAAACUUACUUUAGAAGGAGAAUUCCAGCAAUUCGAUCAAAAGACUUGACUGGCCAACUAUGCAAAGCUGUCAAAUGCUGUCUCAGUAUAUCAGAUGUACUAAAAAAUUUAGAACUGCAGGGUUUGCUUCUGAGGGAGAGAGAUCUAAUACUUUUAACAAAGGGCUUGGCCACAGCAUCAUCUCUGGAGAGUGUCUCUUUUGCCCACUGUCCAAUUGGAGAUGGAGGAUUAGAAACAAUCUGUCAGAGUGUAAAGAAUUCAGCUAAUAUCAGAUAUGUAAACUUCACAGGAUGUAGCCUCACAUGGCGAGGGGCAGAACAUAUAGCAAAUAUAUUGAAGCACCAGGCAAUGAAAAGACAUGGAGAAGCUUGGGCUGAAAGCCUGCGAUAUAGGAGACCUGACCUGGACUAUAUGACCGGCUUGAGGCGUGUUACUUUCAACUGCAACAUGCUUGUUGGAGAUAAAGGAGCAAGUGCCUUUGCAGAUUGUCUAGGAGAGGACCUCUGGCUAAAAGCUCUUGAUUUGCAACAGUGUGGAAUAUCUAAUGAAGGAGCAAGGUCAUUAUUAGAUGCUCUUCAAACUAAUACAACAUUAGUGGUACUUGACAUAAGAAAAAAUCCAUUAAUUGAUCACGUUAUGAUGAAAAGCAUUAUUGAGAAAGUUCUUAUGAAUGGAAAUAGUGCUAAUUCGGAGUAUAAGUGGCUGAUGUCUCCAUCUUCCAAGGAUGUUUUGAAAACUAGACCAAAGAAAAGAACUAUUGUCCUAGGAAGUGGUCGAAAAGGAAAAGCUACUAUUCGUAUUGUUGUCUGGAAGCAGAGAGGGUUACCAUCUAAAAAGUCUGUAAGUCCUGGGAAAAAAAGUGUGUCUGUGAAAGACAUUUACUCACCAAAACCACUACCACCGGGCACAAAAGGCUUCCUUCCUUGGCGGACUGCAGAACGUGCAAAGAGAUGCAGAGGAGGGCCAGUGGAUACUACUGAAGAAUUACCAGUGAAGAUUGAGACAGAUAUUCCUGUGAAAGUGACAGUGGAAAGUGCUUCUACAUCUGAAACCGAAGAUACAGAAGAUUUAGAUGUUGUUAUCCACUACCCUGAUUUGGCAAAAUCAUUAGAUAAGAUUAACGUAACAAAGUAUCAACAGCUACAGGUGGAGCUGGAGCAAUGCAUGGAAAAACUAAAGGAAGAACAGAGUGCCAGAGUAAAGGCUGAGGAGCGGAUAACGGAGCUGGAAAUUGAAAAUGCAAGAUUAAGGAAUUUAAAUGUCUCCCUGUCUGAGGUUCUUCAUGCGCAGUCAGUAACCAACAUGAUUUUGGAAGAUGAAGGUGUUCUAGGCAGCAUUGAGAGCUCUUUCCAAAAGUUUCACGCUUUUUUAGACCUCCUUAAAGAUGCUGGACUUGGACAACUUGCUGUGUUGGCUGGGAUAAACCAGUCAGAUUUUGGUCUUUUGGGGCAUCCGCAAAUGAAUUCUACUCUCAGUAACCCUGCUAACAUGCUAGAGGAGAAGUCUUUUGAAGAAGAAAGACAUGAACAUAUCCAGAAUAGCAAAAACAGAGCUGGGGACAUCCAAGCUUCUCUUCCUGUCACAUUUCAAUCCCAGAUGGCUGUGAACAGUGCCUUCUCUGCUCUUAGGGAAAUAGAAGAAAUUCAGACUUCUGGGCAGCAGUACCAGCCCAGCUUACAGAACGAAAAUGAAGCUCAAAUAAUUCACCAAAACAGAGAGUAUAAACUUCAAAAUAGUACUCCAGCAUCCCCUGAGAGGAGAGUCAAGCAAAAUGAACAAGCAAAAGGACAUCAAUCAGCAAGGCAAUUGGUUACCAGUUGGCAUUCAUUUUCUGAGUCCAGUGUACAUAUUAAAAGUAAUAGUAGCAAAAUACCCAGUGAUGCUUCUGGUAAAAAAACCAAAAAUUGUUCCUCAAAUAAAUACAUCCCCAGAGCGAAUGAAAUGGCAAUUCCAAAUGAUGGUUCAAGUGGAGACCAAAGCAGACAGCAGACAGUAAACCGCUCUGGAACUGACACUGUUGGAUCUGAUUCUGAAAUACAAGGAAGUAUCAAAGGUCUUACCAGUAUUUGAAAUGGUUCUAAAAUGUUUGGACUGUUUUUCACACUUGCAAGAUUAAAAACAAAUUUUGGAUGCCUCAGUAUAGUUUGUGAGUUUUUUGUAAAGUAAUGUAGACUUUGUAACCUUUUAAAGCGUUGCAUGCUAUUUAGUAUUCCUGUUCCAUGUUUGCAUCACUUGUUACUAGAUUUUUGUUUUUGGGAACGUGAUACACUGGUAGAAUGGUACCCUUCAGUUUGUACUACAUACAAAGGAUUCCUGGCAUAUGGAUUUUAUUGUGUAUCACAGAUCUCAUUAUAGAGUGUAAACUGUCUUGAGCUAAUAAAAUUAAUUUGAUUACA